Messenger RNA from Aegilops tauschii subsp. strangulata, 606 nucleotides. Lineage: Eukaryota; Viridiplantae; Streptophyta; Magnoliopsida; Poales; Poaceae. The record is from RefSeq and is a predicted model, not a curated record.
AUGGUUUUGGAGGACGAAAGCAGCGACGACCAGUCUAGCCUCCCGUACAUGCAUUCUUCCUCCACAGACGGUCUCAACGAGCUCCCUUUUAGCCUUGAAGAUCCAGAUUACAAGGGGCUUGAGCUGGAUGUGAUGUCUCCAUGUGAGAAGCACGGCAUGGCAUCUGAGAGGCUUGUUGCCUUUGAAGGAACAGACACGGGCAGGCGGUUUUUAGCAUGUGCACAGCCAGCAGGUACCAAUUGUGGCUUUGUUGAAUGGGUUGAUCACCAGUGGCCCCCAACAAUGCAGAAUGCAUUGUUGAAGCUAUGGGCAAUGGUUGAAGAUGCCAAAACUGCUAGGGUGAAUGACAAUCUUGAAAGUUCUUUCACUAUCCACCAUCUGACAGAAGAGAAGAACAAGCUGGAGGCCAACUAUGACAAGCUAGUCCAAGAUGUGCAUGAGCUGAUGAACUUCCAGGAAGAUAAGGUGGUGGAUUUUAGACAUCUGCAGUCUGCCAUUACAUAUCAGCAGGAGGUAAGAAAAGAACUGAUUGAUGAUAUGAAGGCACAGAUGGCAAGUGAGAUGGCAAAGAAAGAUGCAGACCCAGAAACUUACUCAGAAGUAUGA